Molecule: messenger RNA, 750 nt
Organism: Strongylus vulgaris
Lineage: Eukaryota; Metazoa; Nematoda; Chromadorea; Rhabditida; Strongylidae
Source: the annotation of a GenBank genome assembly
AUGAGCUCAACACAAGUCUUAAACGGACAACUGUCUUCCGCGACGGGGACAAAUUUACCUGUCUCGCUUCAAAUAGGAGAUUAUAAAGUUUGGGACUACUUAGUAGAGGUAGGCAUCUUUUGCUUGUUUGCGGAAAGAAGAGAAAUAUGGCUUUAUGUGAUGUCCCGAGGAUGGUCGGAUGCUGGUCAAUUCCGCCUAUCUCCCGCUUACUCGUUGUACUUAGCGUUGCGAUUCUUUCAUUCGCACUCGAAGCCUUACUUAGUGCAAUUUUUUACACGAAUUGCUCAUCAUAUGAAUCAGAUAUCACAGGAAUGUACGUCACGUGAUGAAUUGCUAUUCUGGUUGGCAAACGCUAGCGAGCUUUCAUUUCUGGUAGAUCGUGAUCCGGAUCUGAGAACACCAAGAAGUGGUCAACUUGGAACUGUAGUGGAAACAGUUUUUCGUCGUCUAUGUACAGUACUUCUGGGUGCCCUUCGGCCAUCAUGCAAACCUAUGCUCGACGUGAACAUACCAAUUGAAGAUGGAAGUAAACGCCCUUUCUUAUUUGUACUUCUCCUUUAUCUUGACAUCUUCUUUCCAGAUGAACUGCUCACUCUUCUGGAUGGAACUCUUAGAGCAGCGCGAGCAUCUCGUCUGAACGCUGCGCUGACGAUCCAGUUGUGUAGUCAUGUUCUUCAUGCCAUUAACGCAACCUUGUUUAAUGCUUUAGUUGGGCUAGCGUCCAAUGUGAGUGUUGUAUUCAGAAGCUAA